Molecule: messenger RNA, 1553 nt
Organism: Moneuplotes crassus
Lineage: Eukaryota; Ciliophora; Spirotrichea; Euplotida; Euplotidae
Source: the annotation of a GenBank genome assembly
UGGACUCUUUACCUAAAUGUGAAAUGUCUCCUUAUUGUGGAGAUAUAGCUUGACUUGUUAAGAGCACGGAGAAUACUCCUUUUGAAGAUGAUAUGUGCGUUUGUGCAGUGUGUGCUAAUACAAUUUAUGCAGAUGAAGAGAUCGAAGUUAUUACUAAUGCAAAUGCGAUAGAAGAUACGAUUAGAAUUGUAGAUCAUCACUUAAAGAAAAUAGACAGAUUUAGAGAGAAACAUAAUCUGAAUAUAGUGUGGGAAAGAAUCAUCCCUGAGCUUACAAAUUUCAUUAAGAAGAAGACUAGCCUUCAAGCUAGACUUCUCAUUAUUAAGAAGAAAGAUAUGCACGGUAACCUAGACAAGCUGCAGUAUGAUGCAAAAGAUCUUUUGAACACCAUUUACAAGUCUAACAUCAUGAAGCAUUACUCGAGGCAGUUGCAAUGUAGACAAUUUGCUGAAGAUCUUUAUGGAGAUGUAGUCGACAUAGAUACCAGGAGCGCGAAUGCUAAAACCAGUCUCAGCACACUGAAUGAGAAAGUUAUUGAAGUCAACAUCGAAGACCUCAAGAGGGAGUUUGCUGAAAAUCCUUACUUAACUCAAGAAUACCAAGCUCAGCUAGAUGCACUAGAGGAGGAGAAAGCUAGCUUUGAAGAAUCAUUGGAAGCCCUUAUCCAGAACUCACAAGAGAUCGAUUCCAAGAUUGAAACUAGAGAUGAAGAGCUUAGAUGCUUUAAAGAGAAAUUCAUCAACUUUGAAGAAGAGGAAUCUAAUCUUAGUACUAAAGCUGACAAAAUAUCAAACGAAUAUAACAGCCUUGUAGAUUUAGCUUUUGAAGCAAAGGAACCAAUCAGCUUCUCAGAAUAUGCAGAUAUCUGGGAAAAUGUGUCUGGAAACUAUUGCUCCUGGGGCGAAUCAGAUGAACUAGCCUUUAAUAUGAGCUACGAUGAAAAGGUUGAGGUACUUAAAGCUCUGUUGAGCAAGAAACUGCCAAACUUCAGCAAGGUAAUGGUAUACAACUAUUCUCUAUUCCAAGAGCAAGAACUAAUCGAUACGUUCCUUAAGGGAUCUAUCUCAAACCACAACGAAUAUUUUGUGUAUGGAAAUCUGGAACUUCCCGAACAGCCUGGUGAGGCUCACAUUGAAGCUCUUAAGAAAGCAGUAGCCAGGGUUCCACAGAUUUUACAGUUUGAUAGAUUGCAUCUAAACAAGAAGGAAUUCGAAGAUCUCAUGAUAGCAUCUAAGGGAUGCAAUGAAAUAGUCUUUGAUAGAUGCAAGCUAGCUAUUGAGGGUUCAGAUGAAUGUGACUUUGGAGACCAGCUUGAUGAUUUUGCAUUUGAGAUUAUCAGAUUUAAUCAAACACCUGGGUUAAAUUACUCGAACUUUGCUGGUAAUGCUUUCAGAGGGCUCAGAAAUAUAUUUGCAGGUUUUGCCAAAGUUAAAGGAUUCAAAGAAAAGCCAAUUAAGCUUACUUUUUCAGAUAGCGAGAUAGAAUCAGAAAAAAUUGAUGCAAUCCUUGAAGAAACUGGAUUGACCAACAUCAACUUGAAUAACUACUACUAG